AUGCUUAGACUCACUUCAAGGCCAAAAGAAACAUUCACUAGGUUGAACGAUCGCAGUGACCCCUCUAGAAACCUGUUUUUCCAGUAUACAUGGGGCUCUUGGUUGAAGAACGACGCUUUAGAGAAAGCCAGGAGGGAGACUAGAUUUAACAUCGAGAAUUUGUCCACGUUCGUGAAAUCUUUAAAGGUGCAAGAUUCGGAAGUGCUUGCUAAACCACAAGCUUUGUCUAACGGGAUUGUGACCUUACCUAACAAUAUGACCCAGGAUAUCAUGGGCGGAACCGGCUUCGAACUCAAGUCAAUAGCCAGUAUUCAUGAAGGAAAGCAUCACAGAGUGUAUAAACUCACCUUGGCCAGCGACAAAGAGUUGGUGUUGAGAAUUCCUUAUAAAUUGGAAUCUGAUUUCGCCAUUGAGCAGAAAAUCAAGAGCGAGGUUGCCACGAUGGAUUUCCUCGCUGAGAAGCUAAACGCCAGUGUGCCAAAGGUUCUUGCUUAUGGUGCUACCAGAACAAACCCAUUGCAAACUCCGUUCAUUUUGAUAGAGCAUAUAGAAGGAGAGUUGUUGAUGAAACAAUGGGACCCCAUGAUGGCUGACUCUGACACGAGCAAAGCAAAGUUGCUGGAGGUUAUCCAGCCUAUUAUGAAUUUUUCCGACACUGCUCUCUCAGUCACGUUUAACCGGUUUGGAUCUCUUUACUUUUUCGAUGACGUCAACCCCGAGCAACAGUCAGUGCUUCCAUAUGAUGGCGAGACCAACGAGGCUUUGAAAAACAGAUGGAGGAUCGGACCAAGUGUGGAGAGAGUGUUUUCGAAAAACAAAAAACACUUGAAUGCUCAGCAGGUCGGUCAAUUUAACGGGCCCUGGGAUGCAAACAAGCCAUUGGACAUGAUCACUGAUGUAGCGGGCAUUCAUUUGGAGAGCUUAAGGCUGAGACUUGCUUUGGCUCAGGCAGAUGCUGGCAACAAGGUGGAGAAUGUCGACGCGUUGAAAAAGCAAAUUGGCGUGUUUGAUGACUUAAAAACCAUGUCACAAAAACUCUUCAAUCCAACUUCCAAGUCCGUCAUGAACGUUACAGAGAUGUUUAAACCCAGACUCUUCUUUCCAGACUUGGACCCCUUGAAUGUCAUUGUUAGAGACGGCGUCCCCGUGUUUCUUGACUUUGAGCAUGCUUCCAUCAAGCCUUUUAUUCUUGCCAACUACCCGUCUUUCAUCGCCUACCAGGGAGCUAAAAUCUACAACUUAGAAGACGAAAUUCCAGAGUACAGCACCAUGGAUGAUGUUGAUAAGCAGCAAUACCAGUUCAUGUACUACAAAACCAGAAACGAACGGAUGUGGGAACACGCUCUCAACGAGAAGAGACACGAUUUGAUUGCUGUGGCGUCUCCUCACGUGAAAGUCUUGAAGGCACCCUACUUACAGGCAUUGGAGUGCAAGAGUGACAAGGACUACUUGUUCGUGGAGAAUGCCAUGGUACAAUUACAGGCUAUGUGGAAUGUGUAUGUUGCCAAUGGGCUUGUGAACACCGAAGAAAACGGAUUCCCGAUUGAAUACACGCAGACCCAGUUAGACGAGCACCAAGCUUAUUUGGAAGACCACCAGACCGAGGUCAUGUCUACGCCAUUUGCGGCCACGGGGGGUUGGGUGCCUCAGGACAUGUUCGCCGUGUUAAAGGAGCAAAACAUCUUGGUCAAGGACAAGAACGGCGACUAUUUCAUUGAAAAGGAGGCUGUAUUGAGAGACGUUCCAGGAACUGAGAAUACGGAAGGAACUGAGCCCAAGACAGAGCAGUAA
Molecule: messenger RNA, 1791 nt
Organism: Metschnikowia bicuspidata var. bicuspidata NRRL YB-4993
Lineage: Eukaryota; Fungi; Ascomycota; Pichiomycetes; Serinales; Metschnikowiaceae
Exons: 2
Coding region: 1-1791 (596 amino acids)
Cellular component (GO): mitochondrion
Source: RefSeq, a predicted model, not a curated record